Messenger RNA from Ascoidea rubescens DSM 1968, 447 nucleotides. RefSeq names its product ribosome-associated Tef1p biogenesis chaperone CHP1 (gene CHP1). The coding region runs from base 1 to 447 and encodes 148 amino acids. The record is from RefSeq and is a predicted model, not a curated record. The transcript has a single exon. Gene Ontology annotation, cellular component: cytoplasm. NCBI's taxonomy places the organism in Eukaryota, Fungi, Ascomycota, Saccharomycetes, Ascoideales, Ascoideaceae.
AUGUCUACAAGUACUUUUAAUGCUGAAGAAGCCGAUAAUUUUGAAGAUAUUGAAAAGCAAUUUGCUGUCAAAGCGGUCCAACAGGCUGAAACGUUUUGGAAUUUAUUGAGCAAAGUCAAAGGUUCAAAAUUGAGAUUGACUAAAUAUGACGACUUUAUUUACGAAGAAUUAAUCAAGGAGUUUCCUGAGUUUUCAGACCCAAAAUACGUUGCUGUGAUUUCGGAAGACGACUUGAAAAACCACAAAAGCAAAGAAAAAUGGAGAAACUUUGUGAAGAUAUUCGAAGAAAAAAUCAAAGACUACAAUUUUGGUACGUUAUUGAGAAGCGACUGCAAAACCGAGUACGACCAACAUGGCACGAUCUUUGUUUUGCGAAUCCAAUUCUACUGCAUUGAAAUUUGCAGAAACAGAUACGAAUUGAAUGACUGGAUAUCUGAAAAGAAAUAG